Sphaerodactylus townsendi is the source of this 4538-nucleotide messenger RNA. RefSeq names its product mitogen-activated protein kinase kinase kinase 11 (gene MAP3K11). The transcript is spliced from 10 exons. Gene Ontology annotation, molecular function: protein binding; ATP binding; JUN kinase kinase kinase activity. The record is from RefSeq and is a predicted model, not a curated record. Gene Ontology annotation, cellular component: centrosome. Lineage: Eukaryota; Metazoa; Chordata; Lepidosauria; Squamata; Sphaerodactylidae. Gene Ontology annotation, biological process: protein phosphorylation; microtubule-based process; positive regulation of apoptotic process. Bases 778 to 3399 code for a protein of 873 amino acids.
CCUUUGCAGCUGCUCAGUCCUUGCAGGAUCUGAAGCCAGGAGUCCCCACAGGGCAAACAAAACCCGUAGCUGAGCAUUGGCUUUUGUUAUCCACCCAAGUACGGGAGAGAGAGAGAGAGAGAGAGAGAGAGACCCGCCUCUCUCGGGGCAGGCCGAGGAAUCCAAACCCCACCCCUGCCUUCCCCGCCUCGUUCCGUCCGGCACUUUUGCCUGAGCCUGGGUGUCGAGACGGAGCCGGGGAUCCGCGCUAUCCGUGCGCCCCCUCGACGGGACGGCCGCCCACACUAUUCGGUUUCUUUCCGGACGCCCGACUGUGGGCUGAGCGGGGCCGGCGCUGGACGCCGAGCCGGCUCGAUUUGGCCGAGAGAACUCCGGAAAGAGGCACUGGACGGGACGGGCAAGCUGAAUGCGGCGGAGUUCCUCCUGGGGAAAGAGGCAGGGCUUUACCGGCACGAUCCAGCCGGGUCCGUGGGCUGGAAGGGGCCACCCUAGGGAGGAAAUAAACAGUAGGGAGCACCCCCCCCUUUCUGUCUAGAAGAGGGUAGACGCGGAAGUUUACAAUCUGGGGUGGAAGCAAUACAGAAACUCCAACCCCCUGCUCUUUAUUUAGACCGGGGGGUGGGGGGUGUCCUGCUUCCCCGACGGGAGGGGCCAUUUGCAAGCUGGAGCACUAGCCCGAGCUUCCUUUCCUGCUCCCUCCCCAGCAUCCCUCCUACAUGCUCUCUGCCCCGCUGGAAGUGCUUGGCAGUUGUGUGGAAGGCAAUGUUGAUGACCUAGAUGCGGGUGUCCUGGACCAGCAAGGCCCAGACGACCCCCAUGGAGCCACUAAAAAGUAUGUUCCGGAAGGCCCCGUUGGUGGCCUGGGGGGGAGGCUCACGCAGUGGGGAAACCACUGCUUAUGCCAACCCCGUCUGGACGGUGUUGUUCGACUACGAGGCCGCCAGCAGCGACGAACUGACCCUGCGCAAAGGCGAUUUGGUGGAGGUCCUUUCGUGGGAUGCCGCCAUUUCUGGUGACGAAGGCUGGUGGGCCGGCAGAGUGAACAACCAAGUGGGCAUCUUUCCUUCCAAUUAUGUCUCACCCAAAACGGGGGGCUACUCUGGGCCUGAGGACCCACCCAAAGCCGAUUUCCGUGAUCUGAGGCUGGAGGAAGUGAUUGGCGUUGGCGGUUUUGGCAAGGUCUACCGUGGCAGCUGGCGUGGAAAGUUGGUGGCAGUCAAGGCUGCCCGGCAGGACCCGGAUGAGGACAUCAGUACCACGGCCGAGCGGGUGCAGCAGGAGGCCCGGCUCUUUGCUAUGUUGCGACACCCCAACAUCAUCGCCCUCAAGGCCGUCUGCCUGCAGGAGCCCAACUUGUGCCUGGUCAUGGAAUACGCUGCAGGAGGUCCUCUCAGCAGGAUGCUGGCCGGCCAGAGGAUACCGCCACACAUCCUCAUCAACUGGGCUGUGCAAAUUGCCCAGGGGAUGCAGUAUCUGCACUGUGAAGCCAUUGUGCCUGUUAUCCACCGCGACCUGAAGUCCAACAAUAUCUUGCUGGCUGAAUGUGUGGACGAUGGAGAUGUGAGCGGGAAGACGUUGAAGAUUACCGAUUUUGGGCUGGCCCGUGAAUGGCACAAGACCACCAAGAUGAGCACGGCGGGUACCUAUGCCUGGAUGGCACCUGAAGUGAUCAAAAGCUCCACUUUCUCCCGAGGCAGCGACAUCUGGAGUUACGGGGUCCUUCUUUGGGAGCUUCUCACAGGAGAAGUCCCGUAUCGGGGCAUAGAUGGGCUUGCUGUGGCCUAUGGUGUUGCCGUUAACAAGCUGACACUACCCAUUCCAUCCACUUGCCCGGAACCCUUCGCACGCCUCAUGGCAGAGUGCUGGGAACAGGACCCUCAUCGGCGCCCCAGCUUUUCAUGCAUCCUGUCCCAGCUCACGGUUCUGGAGGCUCAAGUUCUCCACGAUUUGCCUCAGGAGUCCUUCCACUCUAUGCAGGAUGACUGGAAAGUGGAGAUCCAGAACAUGUUUGACGAACUGCGUGCCAGAGAAAAGGAGCUUCUGAGCCGGGAGGAGGAGCUGAAGCAAGCCGCUCUGAAACAGAAGUCUCAGGAGGAAUUUCUGCGCCAGCGAGAGCACGAGCUAGCCCAGUGGGAGCUGGAGGUUUUUGAGCGCGAACUGAGCCUCCUCAUCCAGCAAAUGAACCGGGAACGGCCUCACGUGAAGAAGCGGAAGGGGACCUUCAAGAGGAACAAGCUGAAAGGGAGGGAUAGCGAGCGCAUCAGCAUGCCCCUCGAUUUUAAGCACUGCAUCACAGUGCAAGCUUCUCCUGGUUUGGACAAGAGGAAGGACUUCUUUGAGGUGGGGGCUGGUGGCUCCCCCACUUUCCCUCGAUUCCGAGCUAUCCAAUUGGGCCCAAGUGAAAACGAUCAGAAUUGGGGGCGUCAGUCACCCCGUCGAGUGGAGGAGGCCUGGAAUGGCCGCACUAAGAGUCCCAAUUCCCCCAAGCCGUGGGAGAGCACGACACAGAAUGGAAGGAGGAGGUCACGGCUGGAAGAAACUACCUGGUAUAUGGAGCCUGAAGCACCAAAUCCUCCCACACAGAUUCAGACCCAGCUCAGUCAGAAUGGUAACAUCUCAGGCGAUUCUGCCGACGCAGAGGACCUGGCACCAGAACGGCCCAGCCCAACCAGGCUCAUCCAGCGGGCCCUUCUCCGGGGCACAGCCUUGCUGGCUUCCCUUGGCUUGGGUCGAGAAUUGCCAUCCGCCCCUCAGGAACUCUCACCAACGCCCCCUCGAAGAGAGCGUCCCCCUGCCCUGAUGGUAGAGUUGUGUAAAGAGGACCCCCCCACUGAUCUCCUCGUCGACCUUGCCUCGGAGGGUAACAGGGAUGCUCUGCCUCCUCUCUGGAACCAGACGUCGCCCAAGAUCCCAAGACUAGCAGAAGGUCGAAGCAACAAAACCCAAAAAUGGGAUGGAGCUCUUCCGUCUCCCCGCAGCCCCCGGUCACCCCGCCCUGCCUCUCACUCCAGCCUUAUCUCCCGACCCCGGCCUUCUCCCGUCCGCAGUCGUAUCGAUCCCUGGAGCUUCGUGUCUUCUGGACCGCGUGCUUCACCUAUUCAGUCUCCACAACUAGGGGCACGCCCGUUCAAGCCACUGAAUUCCGAAGGCACUAAUCCGUUUGCGGGGGGUGACCCCGAUCCAUUUGCCUGCGGGGACUUCUCAACCCCGAGGGAGCCUUCCGUGCCUCCGCCCUCUGACCCCUUUACUGUUGCAUCCAGGUUACCUGCUCCAGGGCAGCAUAACCCCACCCUGUCGCCAGGCUGGACUGCCAGCCCCUUUCUGCCCAAAGAAGAACUCCCAGCCCCGCCCUGGUGGUCAGCAACUGCAAAGCCUCAAGGAAGAUCAGCCCCAAAAUGAACAGGAGCAAACGAGGGAAGUCCUGCCUUCCAGACGCACCUUUUGUUCAGGAAGUUGGUGCCUUUGAUGGAACCACACGCUCAACUGUGAUUGGACAUGAGGCUGCAUGUGUGAGACCAGAGCAUAGACUACUUCAGAACAGAGGACGUUGAUAUUCCUAGAUUGUGGGGGACGGGGGAGUCUUCCAGAGAGGGCUUCCUCCUACCCUCCUCUCCCCUUCCCCUUCAUACACUGAGCUCCUUCAGCCAAUUAUUUUAAGGAUGGGAAGCCACUUAACAGCAGACACAAGUGCCCUAUUCAUCAGAGAGCUAAGAAAGUGGGGAGGGUGAGAGCUGAGAAAGCAGGGAGGGCGAGUGUGUUUGCACAUACUGUGAGCAAUGGGAGGGAAAGGCAAUAUGUAGAGUCAUUUUUCACGCUCCUCUGUAUAACGAACACUAACCAGUCCUAUCUAUGGGAAGUGAUAUGUGCAUGCCAACCGUGCGUGCCAACUCUGGAUCUUACCAGGGUCUCUUUCCUCCCUAGGCCAGUGAAAUCAGCCAGACUUUCUAACUGGCAGCUAUCUUUCUUCCUCGUCUCUUCGCCAUGCACCAGUUGGCUCCCUUCUGCUGCAGCAGCGGCGACUGUGCCCAGUGGAGGUGGAAUGUGCAUAUGGGUAUGUCCAGUGUGUGUGUGGCCGCUCCCCCCCACACACUAUAAAAUCCCCUCCUUUUCAUCAGUCGUCCUCUCCAAGCUCAGCAAAGCCAGUAGUGCAGAAUCUCCUGUAGGCACUGGAGGAGAAAAGAGUGGCAGGGCAGCCUUUGUGCCACUCACGCACAAGAGCAAGCACAUGCCCAGAUGUGCGAGCAUGAGAGGAGGCGAGUUGGAAACGGGAAUGUGUAGGGGAGGUAUAUGGCACAUGUGCAAACACUGUCAUGCCCGGGAUUCUGCAGCAACUGGAGCUCAUCCAGCUGGAAAUCAUUGGCACUUGGAAUGUGCAAUUCUACUGUGUCCCCCUUCCUUCCCCCCCCUUUUAAUUUGUGCCUGUGCCAAGCUCCCUCGUGCCCUUCCCACUCCAGUUGCAUAAGGGAGCGACCUGUGUUAAGCCCAGCCCAGAAAGGGCCAAGUCUGUGAAACGAGACCAAAUAAACCUCCGGUUGCUA